Molecule: messenger RNA, 3174 nt
Organism: Sporothrix schenckii 1099-18
Lineage: Eukaryota; Fungi; Ascomycota; Sordariomycetes; Ophiostomatales; Ophiostomataceae
Exons: 1
Coding region: 1-3174 (1057 amino acids)
Cellular component (GO): nucleoplasm
Source: RefSeq, a predicted model, not a curated record
AUGACGGAGGAGCAGCGCAUGGAGGAGGGCCGCCGCAUGUUCCAAAUCUUCGCCGCGCGCAUGUUUGAGCAGCGCGUGUUGACGGCGUACCGCGAAAAGGUGUCGAAAGAACGCCAGCAGCGCCUGUUUGACGAGAUUGACGAGGACAAUGCGCGCCAGCAGAAGCGCGACGAGAAGCGCGCCAAGGACGCGCAGAAGCGCAAAGACAAGGCGGCGCAGAAGAAGAAGGCCCUGGCCGACGAGAAGGCGCGCAAAGAAGCCGAGCGCGCGGCCGAGCUGGCGGCCCGCCGCGCCGAAGAGGCGCGCCGCGACGACGAGCAGAAGCGCAAGGCCGAAGAGAAGCGCAAGAAGCGCGAGGCGCAGCGCCGGGCCGAGGAGGAGGAGCGCCUGCGCAAAGAGGCCGAGCGCCAGCGCCGCAUCAACGAGCAAAAGGACCAGGAGCGCCGGGCGCGCGAGGCCAAGGAGCGCGACAAGAAGCUCAAGGAAGAGGCGCGGCAGCGCGACCGGGAAGACCAGGAGCGGCGCGAGCGCGAGAGCCGCGAGCGCAAGGAGAAGCAGGAGCGCGACAAGCGCGAGAAGGAGGCGCGGGCGCGGGCCAACGAGGCACGCGAGCGGCAGCGCCAGGAAGAACGGGCGGCCCAGAGAGCGGCGCCGUCGGGCCCAGCGCAGACGAGAGCCCCCGUCCCCGUCGUGCCCGUCGCCACUGCAACCGCCACGCCGACAGGACCGUCCGUCACACUUCCCAAGCGCCCGUCGUCGGACCAGAGCCAAAGCCAAAAGGCGCCCGUCCCCGUCCCCGUCCCCGUUCCCGUCCCGGCCUUGCCGCUUACCAACCAGGCCGCCCACUCGCCGCAGCCGACGGCCGCCACGCCCGUCACUCUACCCCAGAAGGCGCCGACGCCCAUGAGGCCCAAGGCAGGACAAGCAGGACAGGCCGUUGGGAGUGCCGCCGGCAAUGGGAGUAGCGUCGCCGGCUCGAGCUCGCGUACCGCCUCUCUGUCUGGGUCCGGUGGUGGUGGUGGUGGCCCCGGCAGCCAGAGCCAGAACGCAUCGCCCAACCCCAUGACGCCCGUGCAGUCGAGCGCCCAUGCCGGGUGGUCGGGCGCCGGCCUCUUUGGCCAGCACACGUUGUCGGGUGGUGGCGCGUCCUUCUUCCCGACAUCGCCUCUGUCCGGGAUCGCACGGCCUCUGUCUGUUUCCCAGCAGCAGCCGCAGCAGCAUCACCAACAACAGCACAUGGGUCUCGGACUGGCUGGUGCGCCGGGCUCGCCGACCAUGAUGCCGUUUGGCCUCGGCAGCGGCGGCGGACAGCCGCCUGUCACGCUGCCUCCCGGCUUUGGCAGCCAACCGGGCCUGCACUACGGCGGCGUUGGCAACAGCGGCUUCCGCAGCGUUACGGGUCCGCCGGGCAUGCUCCCGAUGCUUUCGUCGUCGUCGUCGGCGUCGUCGUCGGCCGUCAACAGCAUCGGUCGCGCCGGCAGCGGCUUUGGCCCAAUGGUCCCACCGCCGCCGCCGCCUGGGUUUCCUGGACUUGCCAACAACUUGAGCACGGAUGGGUCGGUGGUGACGCCGAUUGGUUCGCUGCCGACAGACGGUGGCCACCACACGCACUCGCGGCAGGCAUCCAUUGGCGGUAGCGGUAGCGGUGGUGGUGGUGGCAGCGGCUUUGACACGGGCUCGUCGCCGGGCGGCAGCGGUCUCGCGUCGCUCCCGAUUGGCCGGCCCGCACCCAUUGGCCGUCCCGGCAGCACGGUGCACGGCCAGCGGGCGGGCGCGAUCGGGUCGUCGCCGUCGACAGACAGCGGCGACAAGACGGACCCUGGCGCUGGCGCCGCCACCGGCACCCACACCCACACCCACACCCAGCACCACCAUGACGAAGACCGGCUGGGCUCCCGCGCGCUGCUCGACGACUCCGACGUUGGCCUAGAGGGCGGGUUCGCGUCGAUGCGGUCCCACCACCACCUGCCGCUGCAGCAUGCACGGCCGUCGUUUGGUCCAGGCCCGGCCCCCGGUCCUGGUCCUGGUCCUGGUGUCGACCUGACGUCGCCGUUCAUGUCGCCAUCCUCUGUCUGGGCGCCCCUGCCUGGCCAACCCGGCCAACCAGGCCAACCACAACACCCUCAACAUGCGCAGCAACAGCAGCAGCAACACCUCCAACACCUCCAGCAGCAGCACCACCACCACCUGGCUAUGGGCGGCAGUGCAUUCCCGCCACCCCAGGGUGCGUUUGGUGGUGGCAUGGGCGCACCGCCUGGCAUGGUGGCACCACCCGGGAUGGUGGGACCGCCCGGGAUGGUGGGCCCGCCUGGCUGGGGCCUGCCGAUGCCGAUGGCGAUGCCCGCGCCGAGCGCGUUGGGCGGCUCGUUUGGGGCACUGCCGCACCACGGCGGGAGUUUGGGGCGGUCCACACAGGGCCGGUCCGUGACGUUGCGGCAGCUGCUCUGCCGGGCGUGCAAGGAGCUCGCCGCGGAGGCUGCUGACGCUGACGCCAAGGACGAAGAGGCUGGCGAGGAGGCCGACGAGGAGGCCGACGGUGAGAAAGGCGAGGGAGAGAAGACGGCCAAGACGACCAAGACGGCCAAGACAACGGACACGGCCCGCAACGCCUCCGACACCCCCGACGCCAACGCCUUCCUCCCCAUGGACCGCGUCAAGGCCCGCGUCGGCGCGCUGGCCACGCACUUCUUGCCGGGGCCGGCCGUCCAGGACAGCGAGCUCGACCUGCUGUACGACACCGAAGGCAACAGCAAGAACGGCGGCGGCAACUUUGAGGUGCAGCGCGGCACGCCCGCCCACCACCGCGGCAGCGGCGGAGCGUCGCCGCUCGCGCUCGCCGACGGCGCCGUCACGGGCAUCCGGUGGGUGCCGGACGCGCAGGGGCUGCUGCAGCGGUUUGGGAGCGGGAGUGCGGCUGGUGGUGGUGGUGGUGGUGGUGGUGGCGACGCGGGCUUUGGCAGUUUCCCGACGGGCAACGGCUUCGGCGGGUUCGGCAGCGGCGGCGGCGGCGGCGGCGGUCUGGGCGGGAUUGGCAGCAUUGGCGGUUUCGGCAGCGGCCUCGGCGGCCUCGGCGGCGUCGGUGGCGGGCUGGGUGGCAUCGGCAACUUUAACGGCGCUGACGCGAACCACGGCACGGCGCCCAUUGGUGCUUCCUCUGCGACUGGGCCUCGCUAG